Molecule: messenger RNA, 909 nt
Organism: Penaeus chinensis
Lineage: Eukaryota; Metazoa; Arthropoda; Malacostraca; Decapoda; Penaeidae
Product: histone H1-delta-like
Exons: 3
Coding region: 1-909 (302 amino acids)
Biological process (GO): chromosome condensation; nucleosome assembly; negative regulation of DNA recombination
Cellular component (GO): nucleus; nucleosome
Molecular function (GO): structural constituent of chromatin; nucleosomal DNA binding; double-stranded DNA binding
Source: RefSeq, a predicted model, not a curated record
AUGGUCGAGAGUGCUGCCAAACAAGCCGGAGAGGCAGCCGGACGCCCCAAGUACAGCGAGAUGGUCGCCGCCGCCAUCAAAGCCUUGAAGGAGCGGAGUGGUUCCUCCCGUCAGGCGAUCCUCAAGUACGUCCUGAGCUUCUACGGGGUCGAGGACGAGAAGAAAGCAGGCGUUCAUGUCCGGCUGGCGCUGAAGAAGGGCGUUGCCGGCGGGUCUCUGGUCCAGGUGAAGGGGACGGGGGCCUCUGGCUCUUUCAAGCUGGCCAAGGUGGAAGGCAAGGCGGAGGGAAGGAAACCCGCUGCGGAGAAACCGGUCGCGAAGAAGACCACUGUCAAGAAACCAGCCGACAAAAAGACUUCAGUGAAGAAACCAGCCGCCCAAAAGACUUCAGCGAAGGAAACAUCCGCCAAAAAGACUUCAGCGAAGAAAAUAUCCGCCAAAAAGACCACAGCCAAAAAAGACGUGACGAAGAAGCCCAGCGUGAAGAAGGAAUCACAGAAGAAAACCACAAAGGAAAAGGUUACGACAAAGAAAGCAACAGCCAAGAAACCGCCGACGAAGAAAACCGCGCUCAAGCAGCCAGCCACCAAGAAAGUGACCAAGAAGUCUGCAGCUAAGAAAACGGAAAAGAAAUCCACAAACAAGAAGCGCCCUCAUUUCAUAUCCAAGCGUCCUUCGGCCAAGCGCGCCUAUCCCAAGUACAGCGAGAUGGUCGCCGCCGCCCUCAGGGCCCUCAACAAGCGCAACGGCUCCUCCCGGCAAGCCAUCCUCAGGUUUAUCCUCGCAUCUUUCCAGGUCGGAGACGACAGGGCCGCCGGCGUGCACCUGAAGCAGGCGAAGUGCACUGCCGAAGAGCGUCCUCCCAUUCGAGAGAACCGGGGAAUCCCCGUCCCUCGGCGCCCUCAUUAA